AUGCCCUGGGAGCACAAUGUCAUCAGCUUCUCCCAGCAACUUCUCACAGGCACCCCCCGUACCCCCUCCCACCAGCACACCAGAAAAUGGUGGUAUGGCCUGCAGAGCCCCAAGUCUACUGAGGCUGAUGCGAUGCUCCCAGGCUGUGGGCAGUAUCACACUCAGCAAUGGCAGAGCCUGGUGGGGCAGACCCUCCCCCUGAGGUGCCAGUACCCACCCAAGGGCGGGCACUAUGAGAAGUAUGUCUGGUGUAAGGAGCUAUUGGUGCUCAUAUGCGCCAGGUUAGUCACCAGCUCCAGGCCCCACACACUGACAGCCUCCUGGCUUUCAAUCUGAGACAACCCCGGUGUGGGAUUCUUCAUUGUCACCAGGGCCGAUCUGAGGGAGGAUGCAGGGUACUACUGGUGUAGAAUCUACCACCCUGCCAGCAACUCUGUCUCUCAGUAAAGCUUCUCUCUGGCAGUGUCUCCGGGAGGCCACCUGGAGGAGGGGCUUCACCAGAACCCCACCGUGCUGGCCUGUCGAUCUCAGACUGCCAGCGUCCAGCCUGGAUCAGGGGCCCAAGAACAGAGCUGCCACACCAGCCCUGUCAUCUCCCUUUUUGUCCCUCUGUCCUCCAGGGAACAAAACUCCACCCUCCACUCCAGCCCUGCACCCCCAAGUGCCCUGGUCCCCAUCUGCGGACUCCUCCUGACCAACAGCCUAGUUCUGUCAGCCCUGCUUGUCCAGGUGUAA
Rhinolophus ferrumequinum (greater horseshoe bat) is the source of this 735-nucleotide messenger RNA. It is a transcript of the gene NCR2, whose product is annotated as natural cytotoxicity triggering receptor 2. Gene Ontology annotation, molecular function: signaling receptor activity. Lineage: Eukaryota; Metazoa; Chordata; Mammalia; Chiroptera; Rhinolophidae. Gene Ontology annotation, cellular component: cell surface. The record is from RefSeq and is a predicted model, not a curated record.